Phialemonium atrogriseum is the source of this 1880-nucleotide messenger RNA. Its product is annotated as DNA-3-methyladenine glycosylase. Gene Ontology annotation, molecular function: DNA-7-methylguanine glycosylase activity; DNA-3-methyladenine glycosylase activity; alkylated DNA binding. Gene Ontology annotation, biological process: base-excision repair, AP site formation; base-excision repair; DNA alkylation repair. The coding region runs from base 359 to 1486 and encodes 375 amino acids. The record is from RefSeq and is a predicted model, not a curated record. The transcript has a single exon. Gene Ontology annotation, cellular component: nucleus; protein-DNA complex. Lineage: Eukaryota; Fungi; Ascomycota; Sordariomycetes; Cephalothecales; Cephalothecaceae.
CUCUUACAUAGUAGAUAGUUUUCCCCUUCUUCUCCAGACAUUUCUGUCUCUCAGCCUUGCGAGCCCACUUUGCAAUAUUAUGUUGGUUAUAACCUAGAGCACGCUAUAUUCCUCAAGCUCGUCCAAUUGUCCAAAUUGAAGUUGCCACUUUGUUGCAAACCACCUACUUGUUCGAUGAAUUGAGUCCUCUAAUAGUGGGAUUCUGGACGAGCGAUCAUCGCGAUCUCUUGCUACACUCUUGCUUGCUUACCAACGUAUCUCUUCUCUCUGUACGUCAUUCUCUCUUUCAAGAGCCGGAGACCCGAUACCUACCACCCCCGAUCGGAUAGAUCUCUCAUCAACCGGUAUCAACUACGUUAUGGCGGCUCGGAGGUCAGCUCGCUUGGGUGCUUUGGCCGCAAAUACGAAUGUGGCCAAAUCCAUGGCGCCACCGGCACCUAUAUCGCGACCUCGCAAAAGAAAGAUAGGAGUGGAGGAGAUCGUCCCAGCCGACGGAGAUGCCGGCUUGGCGUCCGCACCCUCAACCCCCCAGAAGCGGCGAGCAAAGAAAGACACCGCCCCUCCACCAGCGACCCCAACCCCUAGUGUAGUUGGCCUCAUGGGCGAGAGCGCCGGCAGCAUGACUCCGUCUCGAAAGCCCAGGCCAUCGGCAGUGAACCGUCUGGCUGAUCCUACCUUGACCAACGCGGUUCUCCUAUCUCCAGAGACGUCGCGCGUGGUGGCAUCGAAGACGGCCGAGCCGAUCUCCCCCUCAAAAGUCGACUCCGCAGGGGCCACAACAACAGCCACCAUCCUCGAGCAGGCCUGCGCCCACAUCAUCAAGAUCGACGCGCGCAUGAAGCCGCUGAUCGACGCGCACCACUGCCGCAUCUUCAGCCCCGAAGGCCUGGCCGAGCAGAUCGACCCCUUCGAGAGCCUCGCCAGCGGCAUCAUAAGCCAGCAGGUCAGCGGCGCGGCGGCCAAGGCCAUCAAGGGCCGCUUCGUGGCGCUGUUCGCCGACGACGACGGCGCCCCGGCGGCGCAGGGCACCCACCGCUUCCCCCACCCGUCGCAGGUGGCGGCGACGUCGCUCGAGCGGCUGCGCACAGCGGGGCUUUCGCAGCGGAAGGCGGAGUACCUCGUGGGGCUGGCGGAGAAGUUCACGGCCGGGGAGCUCUCGGCGCAUAUGCUCGCGGAUGCGCCGUAUGAGGAGAUUGUGGAGAAGCUGACGGCGGUGCGGGGCCUGGGCCGCUGGAGCGUCGAGAUGUUUGCGUGCUUCGGGCUGAAGCGCAUGGACGUCUUCUCGCUUGGCGACCUGGGGGUACAGAGGGGCAUGGCAGCGUUCGUCGGGCGGGACGUGGCCAAGCUGAAGGGCAAGGGGGGCAAGUGGAAGUACAUGGGCGAGAAGGAGAUGGUGGAGAUUAGCGAACGGUUUAGGCCGUAUAGGAGCCUGUUCAUGUGGUAUAUGUGGAGGGUCGAGGAGACUGAUAUCAGCACGAUGGAGUGACCGUCAUGAUUUGUUCGUUGCCAUGUGUGGGGUGAGAAGCAAGGGUUCGAACUGGGGAGCCGAAGAAGCCUCUUUGGUCACCUCCGGGCUCUGUGUGCCUCGCGAUGUACGGCCGGGUCAGACGCAAAAGACGACCUCGAGGCUCGUGGCCACAAUGGGAAUCGACAGGCCUUGCGCUGGUUGCGUUAUCGUCAAUGAAGAACAUCGGGACACGGGAACAGAAACUCGUCAGCUGCCUUCUCUGAUUGCCGAAACAAGAUAUGGUUCCGUGGCCAUUGUUGAUUUAUCUAUCUCUGGAUUGUAUUCAUGUCUGGUUCCUCCCAUCCUGGUUGGUGAGAAUUGCAUCUCGGCAUGUGCGUCUGGUAUAAUAAUACUUAAGUUUAUUACUCCUCAA